AUGGCGGCUGGACAUAGAGCUAUCGUUAGAGAUCGUAUGUUUCUGAGGCAAGUGCCACGUCCUCGUGUUUUUCGCGAUAGGAGUAACCCUCUGGAGGACCUACGGGAAGAGGAGAUAUUUGCUCGUUAUCGUUUCCGGCCGGAUACGAUCUACUUCAUUGUUGAUUUAUGCCAGGCAGCUGCCCGGGACACAGGCAGAUGUUUCGCAAUACCUUUGGUGUUGUGCGUUUUAAGCUAUCUGCGAUUUUUGGCAACAGGAGCUUUCCAGUUGACUGUCGGUGACACUGUCAACCUGAGCCAGCCCACAGUAAGCAGUUUGCCGCCAGGCUUUCCCAACGUUGUCGGGGUAAUUGAUUGCACCCAUGUUUCGAUAAAGAAGCCAUCGGCCAAUCCAGAGGAUUACAUUGGGAGGAAAGGAAUUCCUACAAUAAAUGUUCAGGCUGUAUGUGAUGCCUCAUAUAGGAUUACAUCAGCAGUAGUGAUGUGGCCAGGGAGGACACACGAUGCACGAAUCUGGCGCCAAUGUGCACUCCGAAGGAGGUUUGAAGACGGUGAUAUGCAUGGGUUUUUACUUGCUGACAGUGGGUAUGCCUGUACAAGGUAUAUGUUAACCCCCUACAUGAAUCCUGUGAGAGAGGCACAGGCACGUUACAAUGGGGCACUGUGUCGCACAAGGGUCACUGUUGAGCAAACCUUUGGAAUUUUGAAGCAACGAUUUCAGGUACUUCGGAGGAAGUUGAAUUGUUAUCCAGAAAGGGCAUGUAUGCAUAUCAGAAACUGCAUCACAUUGCACAAUCUGGGGAUCGAUCGGAGGGAUAUCGUUGCUGUUGACCCAAUUGACCCCAAUGAUAACCCCCAUUAUCAUAGAGUUGAUGUUGGGGACAACAUGGAUGGGAGGGCCGCCAGGGAGUACGUGACCAGAAUGUACUUUGAGCGAUAG
Mya arenaria is the source of this 939-nucleotide messenger RNA. Its product is annotated as putative nuclease HARBI1. The coding region runs from base 1 to 939 and encodes 312 amino acids. The transcript has 5 exons. The record is from RefSeq and is a predicted model, not a curated record. NCBI's taxonomy places the organism in Eukaryota, Metazoa, Mollusca, Bivalvia, Myida, Myidae.